AAUUGAAAUAGAAAACAAAAUUAUCAUAAAAAUUCUAGAAAUAAUAAUAAUAAUUGUAAUAAUAAGUGAAUUUGAUAGGGUUCGCCCCACUUCCUACGUCAGAACGGUAUAGCCGCGUGGCCUUCGUAAAACGAAGAUAACCGAGAGGAAUCGUAUGAAGGAACGCAUUCCCUAGUGAAAUUUUGUAGAGGAACGAAAAAGAAAAACGUUGAUUAUUGGGAGUAAGAAAUACUAUUGGCUCACAUAUGUCAAGGAAGGUAUCAUCUUUUAUAACGGUAACCAGGCAAUUAGCCAGCAACUAGUCAGUCAGUCAGUCAGUCAGAUCAAACAACCAACCAACGAACAAACAAGUAAAACGUGAAGUCAAAUCUACAGAUAGUGUGUUAACAAAGUUUAUUGUUAUUAUUAUUAUUAAAGAUUUGUUAUAAUUUUCAUCGAGGAAUCUUAUAAUUUUCGAGAAACGUAAUAUAGUAAGUUAUUAUAACAAAGAAAUUAAUAUCGUUGAAAAACCGGCGAGUGAAUUGAAAAAGAAAGUGUCCUCUUUUUUAAAUGUUACAUAAAAGCUGAAGGAAUAUAAGUUAAUUGAAUAUACCACUGUUAAGAUUUCUAUUUGUCAUCAAGGAUUUGUAUAUGUACAUUUAUAUGUGAUAUAUAUAUCAUUAAAAAAUAUAAUACCAAAUUUCAUACAAGAUAGAAGAUUGUCUCUCCAACAUACAUAUAAAUAUAUAUUUAUAUAUUAUUCUUGGAAGAAUUGAAGAUGUGGCCCAAUGAUGUUGGUAUUAGAGCCAUUGAAGUUUAUUUCCCAGCUCAAUAUGUCGAUCAAACAGAAUUGGAAGUUUACGAUGGUGUAUCAACAGGAAAAUACACCAUAGGACUGGGACAAUCUAAAAUGGGAUUUUGUAAUGACAGAGAAGAUAUUAAUUCUUUAUGUUUAACCGUCGUCCAUAGAUUAUUGGACAGAUAUGGAAUUAAACCACAAGAAAUUGGUAGAUUGGAAGUCGGAACUGAAACAAUAAUAGAUAAAAGCAAAUCAGUUAAGUCUGUUCUUAUGCAAUUAUUUGAACCGUUUGGUUGUACGGAUAUCGAAGGUGUAGACUGUACUAAUGCUUGUUACGGUGGUACAGCAGUUUUAUUCAAUGCUGUUUCUUGGGUAGAAAGCAGUGCUUGGGAUGGAAGAUUAGCAUUGGUUGUCGCAGCUGACAGUGCCGUUUAUUCACCAGGUAGUGCAAGACCUACUGGUGGAGCUGGAGCAAUUGCUAUGAUCAUUGGUCCGGAUGCUCCGAUUGUAUUUGAUCGUGGAUUACGCGCAUCAUAUAUGCAACAUGCAUAUGAUUUUUAUAAGCCUGAUUUACGUUCAGAGUAUCCAUACGUUGAUGGAAAAUUAUCUAUUCAAUGUUACCUCCAUGCUUUGGAUAGUUGUUAUCAAUUGUAUAGUAAAAAAGUUAAAGGAAAAAAGCCAAAUGAAAAUGUUACUUUGAACAACUUCGAUGCUCUGUUAUUUCAUUCUCCGUAUUGUAAACUUGUACAAAAAUCAUUUGCCAGGCUAGCGUUUGUUGAUUUUUUAAAUACAUCUAAAGCAGAAGUUUCUGAAAAGUACAAAGAGUUAGAACAAUUUCAUGACGUUGAGUUAGAGAAUACUUAUUUUGAUAAGGAUAUCGAAAAAGCGUUUGUAAAUUUAAGCAAAUCAAAUUUUGCGGAUAAAACCGAACCUAGUUUAUUUCUAGCUAAUCAAGUUGGUAAUAUGUAUACGGCAUCCGUUUAUUCCGGAUUAGUAUCUUUACUUAUAUCUAAACCAAUAAACGAAUUAGCUGGCAAUAAAGUAGCCAUAUUUUCAUAUGGUUCAGGUUUAUGCUCCAGUAUGUAUUCGUUGACAAUAACGAAAGAUAUCCAAAAUGAAUCUAAAUUAAUGAAAAUUAUUUCAUUGUUAGAUUACGUUAAAUCACAAUUAGAAGGAAGACAAAAAAUAGCGCCGGAAGACUUUACUAGCAUAUUAGAAUUAAGAGAAAAAAAUUAUCACAGCACAUCCUACGAAGCUAUAAGUAAUAUCAGUCAUAUGUUUCCUGGUACUUACUAUCUCGUUAAAAUAGACGACAAAUAUCGAAGAACUUAUAAAAAAAUACCAAAUAGUAAAUAAUUUUCUUUAAACAAUCUAUUAUAGUUUAAUUUGUUAAUUUAAUUAAUUGGUUAAUUAAAUAUACUUGAAGCUUAUCCUAUGAGAUAUAUUGUAGCACAAUGGAUGUCUGUAUAUAUAUAUUCAAGAAAUAUUUUCUAUCUAGAAUUUGUACCGAUUUUUUUUAAUAUUAUAUCGCAUAUAAUUUUAAUAGAUAAUUUUUAUAAAAAAAAAAAUGCAUUUUGCUAAUAUGUAUAAUGUAAAUAGAAAGGAAACUAUUAUUACUAGUUAUUGUAUCAAAUGUUGUGAGAUAUUAUUUUAGAUUAUCAAUUAUUUUUUCCGAUGACAGAUCUUAAUUUACUGAAAAUAAAUUUGUAAAAA
This is a messenger RNA of Polistes canadensis, 2491 nucleotides long. It is a transcript of the gene Hmgs, whose product is annotated as hydroxymethylglutaryl-CoA synthase 1. The transcript has 2 exons. Gene Ontology annotation, molecular function: hydroxymethylglutaryl-CoA synthase activity. Gene Ontology annotation, biological process: acetyl-CoA metabolic process. The record is from RefSeq and is a predicted model, not a curated record. The coding region runs from base 758 to 2134 and encodes 458 amino acids. Lineage: Eukaryota; Metazoa; Arthropoda; Insecta; Hymenoptera; Vespidae.